AUGUCAAAUCCAUGUGUUGUGUGUGGUGCAUCAUCAACCAAAACAUGCAGUAUCUGCCAUGUGGACUAUUACUGUACUAAGGAACAUCAAAAGCAGCACUGGCCCACUCAUAAGUCUUCCUGUCUGCCUUACAAGGUAUCCAUAGAUCCAGAAGUGGGUCAGCAUCUUGUGGCCAUCAGGGAUGUCUCCCAGGGGCAGACUGUUUUCAAUGACCAGCCACUUGUCCUCGGACCUCAACUGUUUCUAUCUUGGGAUAAAAUGUGUGUCUCUUGUUUCUCCAAAAUUCAAGAGGAACAUCUAUGUUCAAAAUGUGGGUUCCCUGUUUGUGGACAAGCAUGUGAGGAAUCUGAGCGACAUCGACCUGAGUGCCUCCUCUUUCAGAUCAAUUAUAUCCACCCAAUGGCAGACGAUGUUUCCCUGGAUUCUUUCUAUGGCCUGGUAACAAUACUGAGAUGCUUAUAUCUCUCCUUUGACUCCUUAGAUAAGUGGAUGGAUAUCACCACCAACAUGCAAUCUGAACCAUCCAAUGAGGAUCAAGCAGCAAAGGAACUCCAUGACAUGAGAGAGAAAGUGGCAGAUUUCCUUGAAAUACAUUUUUCGGUAUCUCGAUUCCCUGUUGUUAACAUUUAUCGAGCCUGUGGGAUCUUACAUUUGAAUUCUUUUGAACUUCAGACUCCGGAUGGUUUUCUCAUUCAAGGUCUGUAUACUUUAGCCAGCAAACUGGAGCAUUCUUGCAUUCCUAACAUCCAUCGAUCAUAUCAGGAAGACUAUAACAUGAUUGCCCGAGCAGCCAUCCCAAUCAAAAAGGGGCAACAUUUCACUGUUACAUAUGCAGACACCAUGUGGCCAACUCCAAAGAGAAGGGAAUACCUAUAUUCAACUAAGUAUUUUUGGUGCAAGUGUCCUCGAUGUAAAGACCCAACUGAACUUGGGACUUACCUGAGUGGAAUCAAAUGCCUCACUUGCAAAAGUGGUUGGGUAAUUAGUAAAGACCCACUGGAUGAAGAUGCAGAUUGGCAUUGUGAACAGUGUAACAGUAAUGUGAGGAAAGAGACUAUAGUGGAAAUGACUUCUUUGCUUGAAGAUGUGGUGGAGGACUUAGAGAAAAAAGAGAAUGCAACAAUUGAGGACUACAAGGAAAUUCUGAAACGUCAUGCCCCUUUCCUUCAUCCAACACAUGCACAAGUCCUUGAUGUGAAACACAGUCUGUCUCAGAUGUAUGGCAAUGAGGAAGGUUAUCAGAUGGAACAGCUUGAUGAAGAUCAGGUCAAACACAUGGUUGAUUUAUGUUCAGAUGUUCUACGUGUUGCCAACAAACUCCUUCCAGGUUCUAACUGCCACAACUCAAUUCAGUCUUAG
Darwinula stevensoni is the source of this 1359-nucleotide messenger RNA. NCBI's taxonomy places the organism in Eukaryota, Metazoa, Arthropoda, Ostracoda, Podocopida, Darwinulidae. The record is from the annotation of a GenBank genome assembly.